AACCGCAGGCGCAGAUAAAGGCGUGGUAGCAAAAAUUGAAAGUAAACAUUUCAACGUUACAAAUUUGUACAGACUUUCGUAGACCUAAUGAUGAAAAUAAAAAUGGGAGUUUUCGGCUGGUUUCCGUCGUUGUUCUUUGCUAUCAUGACUGAAGGAUUUUCAGUGCAGGGUCCUGCGAUGCCCCUAGUUGUCCAGUUGGGGGCAUCUGUAACGUUGCCCUGCUCUGUGGAUACCCGACUACCUCUGCACGAGCUGGAGGUGCAGUGGAUGAGGGAGGAUUCUGGAUCCCUGGUGCAUCUGUUCCAGGACGGAGAGAGUAGGCCAGAAUCACAGAGCCCAGCUUACAGCGGCAGGGCCGAUUUUCUCUCUGAAGAAAUCUCCAAAGGAAACUUCUCUCUGUUGCUUAGGAAUGUCACUACUGAAGACAAAGGGCUGUACAAGUGCGUAGUUCACACUGUUCAAGAGUCCAAUGAAACAAAGGUGAAAAUAGAUAUUGAACGGCUGGUUGUGACAGGUGCAGACCUGCCGAUCUUUGCAUAUGCAGGUCAGGAUGUGAUUCUGAACUGCUCAGUGGACACCCAUGUUCCUCUCAAAGAGUUAGAAGUAGAGUGGAUAAAGACAAACGGGGAAAUCCUGGUGCUGCUGUUUGCUGAGGGGGAGAACAGACCAGAGUCACAGCACGAGAGAUUCAGGGGGCGUGCCGAGUUCUUCAGUGAGGAGAUUCCCAAAGGAAACUUCUCUCUGAAACUGAGGGAUGUAAAAACAGAAGAUAAAGGAGAAUUCAUGUGCAAAGUCCAUACAGACAGAGAAUCAGUCAAUGCACCGGCAUGGCUACAAGGACUGGGGUUCUCCUCCUUACAUGUGUGUGUCCUGGUUUUAACCAUUGCUGCUGCAGUUUUUGCAGUUUUAAGCUGCCUUCCUGCUCUUUGGAGUAUAAUCAAAAAAGAUGAAAGCAACAGGGCUCUGUUGCUAUACUGCCUUCAAGUCUCAGUUCCAUGCAUCCUGAUAUCCAUCGCAUUCGCCAUAUGGGGUAAAAUUGAAAUGCUACUGGCCCUGGUCCUUGGACGCCAUACAUGACUGUGAAGCUCAGCCAUUCUCCAGAACAGUGCCUAGACCAGAUGAACCACCCAGCAGCCCUAACAUUAUAUUUUUAUUUGUCUUUUUUCUACAUUGGUACACAGAGCACAUGUAGGUGUAUCGUGCCAUUAUUAGGUGACCUAUGAUAUGUUUGAUAGUAUUUUUAAAGAAAAAUAAAUUAUAUUACUUGUUCUUUUGAAUUGAUAAUUUUAAGACAGUUUACAUGGAUGGUCUACACUGUCUGAUAUCUGUUAAGGCGCUGUCCAAGUGCAUGAAUGGUCUCCACAGUCUGGUAUGUAAGUCACUGUUCUAGCGCAUGAAUGGUCUCCACAGUCUGGUAUGUGUUAAGGCUCUGUUCUAGUGCAUGAAUCUGCGCUUUUUCGCACUCUAGUGACCUCCAAUGACCAGUUUGCUGCCAAAGCUGCAUAUGAAGUGUCUCACUGUGACUCAUGCCUAUGCAAAGCUUGGCUUGUGGGCGGCGGUGUGAAGACGCUGACCUGACAUGCUUUGGUGGAGAGCGGAUACUCAUCUACACUGUCCUGCAUUGGCUGCAGGGACACCAGCAUCAGGGCAGCUGUAUAGAUCAGCCAUUCCAAAAUGGGGAGAAAAUUGGGGAAAAGCGUGAAAAAUAUAAAUAAAAAUACAGAGCUGCAUAUUUGUCACUG
Messenger RNA from Anguilla rostrata (American eel), 1742 nucleotides. RefSeq names its product butyrophilin-like protein 2. The record is from RefSeq and is a predicted model, not a curated record. The coding region runs from base 88 to 1077 and encodes 329 amino acids. Gene Ontology annotation, biological process: immune response; cell surface receptor signaling pathway; negative regulation of T cell proliferation. NCBI's taxonomy places the organism in Eukaryota, Metazoa, Chordata, Actinopteri, Anguilliformes, Anguillidae. Gene Ontology annotation, cellular component: external side of plasma membrane. The transcript has 6 exons.